CGUAAACAAACCUCGCCAGCCCGCCGCGCAUCCUUGGCCGCGCAGCCCCCGCCGAACACCCUUGCCAGUCCGUGGCUCCUUCACCUUCUCCUCUGCCUUAGGAGGUGAUAGCAGACAUGUCUCGAGAGCUUCAGGAUGUGGACCUCGCUGAGGUGAAGCCUCUUGUGGAGAAAGGAGAGACCAUCACUGGCCUCCUGCAGGAGUUUGAUGUUCAGGAGCAGGACAUUGAAACCUUACAUGGCUCCAUUCAUGUCACACUGUGUGGAACACCCAAAGGAAACCGGCCCGUUAUCCUCACGUACCAUGACAUCGGCAUGAACCACAAAACCUGCUACAACCCCCUCUUCAACUCCGAGGACAUGCAGGAGAUCACCCAGCACUUCGCCGUCUGCCACGUGGAUGCCCCUGGCCAGCAGGAUGGGGCUCCUUCCUUCCCCAUGGGGUACAUGUACCCCUCUAUGGACCAGCUGGCCGAAAUGCUCCCUGGGGUUCUUCACCAGUUCGGGCUGAAGAGCGUCAUCGGCAUGGGCACGGGAGCAGGCGCCUACAUCCUGACUCGAUUUGCUCUAAACCACCCCGAGAUGGUGGAGGGCCUUGUGCUUAUCAACGUCAAUCCGUGUGCGGAAGGCUGGAUGGACUGGGCUGCCUCCAAGAUCUCCGGAUGGACGCAGGCCCUGCCGGACAUGGUGGUGUCCCACCUCUUCGGAAAGGAGGAGAUGCACAGCAACGUGGAGGUAGUGCACACCUACCGCCAGCAUAUCAUCAAUGACAUGAACCCCGGAAACCUGCACCUGUUCAUCAGCGCCUACAACAGCCGGCGGGACCUGGAGAUUGAGCGGCCGAUGCCCGGUACCCACACCGUGACCCUGCAGUGUCCUUCCCUGCUGGUGGUUGGGGACAGCUCUCCUGCCGUAGAUGCCGUGGUGGAGUGCAACUCGAAGCUGGACCCCACAAAGACCACUCUGCUCAAGAUGGCGGACUGCGGCGGCCUCCCGCAGAUCUCCCAGCCAGCCAAGCUCGCUGAAGCCUUCAAGUACUUCGUCCAGGGGAUGGGAUACAUGCCCUCCGCCAGCAUGACCCGCCUCAUGCGGUCCCGCACAGCCUCGGGCUCCAGCGUCACCUCCCUGGAGGGCUCCCGGAGCCGCUCCCACACCGGGGAGGGCCCCCGCAGCCGCUCCCACACCAGCGAGGGCCCCCGCAGCCGCUCCCACACCAGCGAGGGAGCCUGCCUGGACAUCACCCCCAGCUCGGGCACCACUGGGAACAGCGCCGGACCCAAGUCCAUGGAGGUGUCCUGCUAGGCAGCCUGUGCCCUGCUGCCCUGGACUCUGAUCUCUGUAGCAGCGCCGCCCGCCCCUCCUACCCCCAGCCCUCCUCACCCCUGCCCACCGCCCUGUGCUAAUGCGAUAUUAAUGCAAAGCUUAUUUUGUAAAAGUGAGAUCUGGCCAUGACAGACUGGGUCUGUCUAGCGCCCCUUCCUGUGGGAGGGCAGGGUAGGUAGUCGUGGACCAAAGGAAAGGAGCGACUCACUGUCCUGCUUCCAUUAACUGGCGGCCUGGCGGCCUCUCACCCACCCUCAGAACACCGAAAACUGCCCAAAUCCAGGAAACAUUUCUGCUUCCGGCCUAGGUUACCCUGAGCAUCCUGGUGUGCCAGUGUUUGGCCAGCCCGCCUACUUCCUGUUUCCUCUCCAACCAAAGACUGCGGGAGCCUUUUCCUGGGAAUAAAACCUGAUCCCUGACUUGGGGAGUGGGGAGCAGUAAGCAUAGGCAGCUGGUUUUCAGUAGGCAAAACAGGAAGGGAGGGGGGAUUCAGGAACAAGGUGGAAUUUAGGCGGAGGCUAAAUGCAUUUGGAAAAACACGUUCACUCGGUUGACUUGAAGAAAUCAGUUCUUUAAAGUUGGCGCGUGGUGUGCCGAAGCACACGAGCUUGUUUUCUUUUUUUUUUUCCCCUUUGAUUCUGACUUUUUUUAAAAAUGUACAAUGAAAGCAGGUGGCAGACGCUGUUAGAUUUCUAAGGACAGAAAAUGUGUGGCGGUUCAAUGCUUUGGCCGUCGCAGGCCUUCACCUUUGUGAGCGAGGAAGCCUGGCUCGAUCUGUGGUAGCAUUCUCUAGGGUGGAGGAGACCCUUGUCACUCGUGGGUGUCCCUGACUGGAACGAGUCUCCACGCGGGAGAAGUUAUGGAGGUGAUGGCUACAGCCAAGGCUUCCCAGUGACCGUCCUGGAAUCUAGGACAGUCUAAUAAUAGGUCCCAGGCUGUUCCCCAGGAAUCGUGCGUGAUGGACAGCUGUCCAUCUCCCACCUAGCCUCUUCUUCAUCUAGGGUUUCAGUGGGACUGUUUGCUCUCAUGCGCAUCCACGUGGGGAGUGGUCUGAGGAAGGGUAUCGCAUGGGAACUUCCUGCCCUCUCCUGCCACCCCCUCCCCACCCUCUAACCUCCUUUGGCUGAACAGGGUGACACACUGACACUGCUCAGUCAGUCUUGACAGCCCAGGGUCAGGUCUCUGCUCCACUGCCUUUGGUUUUCCUCUUGGCUAACCACAGAUUUUCCUGUAGGACGUGGGAUUGGAGGGAAUGGAAGGUGGUGAUUCAGCCUCCGGGUGGGGCUUGGUUGAUUUCUAGGACCCUACAGUCAGUGGGAGGUGGCUGGAGAGGCAGUGAUUCCAUGUACCUGCCAAUUACCAUCUUGGGGGCUUCCCCUGACCUUGUGUAUAUAGAAAGAACGGGGAUCCAGGCAAGAGUGGCUGAAUACAGGCCAGAAAGUAUUGUACAAGUCAUUCCGGAGGAGUUUCUUAAUGAGAUAUUUGUAUUUAUUUCCAGACCAAUAAAUUUGUAACUUUGCA
Messenger RNA from Dipodomys spectabilis (banner-tailed kangaroo rat), 2843 nucleotides. RefSeq names its product N-myc downstream regulated 1 (gene Ndrg1). Gene Ontology annotation, biological process: signal transduction. The coding region runs from base 117 to 1301 and encodes 394 amino acids. NCBI's taxonomy places the organism in Eukaryota, Metazoa, Chordata, Mammalia, Rodentia, Heteromyidae. The record is from RefSeq and is a predicted model, not a curated record. Gene Ontology annotation, cellular component: cytoplasm. The transcript is spliced from 16 exons.